AUCACGUACUAUCAAGAUGACUCAGUUAGACUCGAGACACUACGAGAAAUGGCUCACAGCCCAAGCAAAAUCUAGACACCCUUCAGUUAUUAGAACUUUAUUCCCAUUAGAGAAUAAUCCGGGUAUUAUUUCUUUGUUGGCUGGUAAACCAAAUCCAGAAACUUUUCCUUUUGAAAAUAUUACUGUUACACUCAAACCAGUAUCGCCCGGCGCACCUCACCCAAAGCUUGAGCUUAAUGCAGGUCCAGAUUUAGCUGAAGCUCUUCAAUAUACCGCAACAGCUGGUUUACCUAGACUUCAUAAAUUUGUUACUGAGUUACAACAUCAUGUACACGGACGUGAACCAAUCAGUGGAGAGGAUGACUUUGGCAUCACUAUUACAAACGGUUCACAAGACGCUUUCACUAAGGCCUGUGCUGCAUUAAUAGAACAAGGUGACUAUGUGCUCAUAGAAUCACCUGUAUACACCGGUGCUAUCCCUGAAAUGACUAUCGCAGGUGCACAAUUCGUUGAAAUCGAUUGUGAUGGCCAAGGUAUGUCAGCUGAGAAGCUUUCAGAUGUUAUGGAGAAUUGGCCAGAAGAUAAGCCACGUCCAAAGUUAGUUUAUACCGUUCCAACGGGUAACAACCCAUCCGGUGCAUCUGCUGGUAAGCAGAGAAAAAUUGACAUUCUCAACUUGGCAAGAAAGCAUGACUUCUUGAUAUUGGAAGAUGAUCCAUACUACUUCCUUACAUUCGACGGUGGACGCGUGCCUUCAUACUUUGCAUUAGAGAAAGAAUUAGGCGGAGAAAGAGGAAGAGUACUUCGUUUGGAUUCAAUGAGUAAGGUUUUAUCAUCUGGUUUGAGAAUCGGUUGGGCAACUGGACCUAAGAGAUUAAUUCAAGCUAUGGAUUUACACACUUCAUCUGCAAAUCUUCAACCAAAUAGUACAUCACAAGCUAUUGUACAACAAUUGUUCAAUCACUGGGGCAUUGAAGGUCUCCUUGAUCAUGUAACAAGAGUUGCUGGCUUUUACCGCACCAAACGUGAUGCUUUUGAGAAAGCAGCUGAAAAGUACAUGGGCGAUAUCGCUACUUGGGUAACACCAAAAGCUGGUAUGUUCUUAUGGCUAAAGCUAGAUGUUGAGGAUAGCAAUGAGCUUAUACAAGAGAGGGCAAUAAAGAAUGGUGUCAUUGCUUUACCAGGCAAUGUAUUUUAUCCAACACCACGUCAAACACCAUACACGAGACUAAGUUACUCUAUGGCAUCUAUAGAAGAUGCAGAGGAAGCAUUCAGAAGAUUGAGAAAGACUGUUUUUGAAACCAAAGGCAUUCCGGAUCCAAAGGCACUUGAGAAUUAAACUAUUUGUACGCAUUUUUAUACAUUUAUAGACCAUAGAUUUU
Messenger RNA from Wallemia mellicola CBS 633.66, 1382 nucleotides. Its product is annotated as PLP-dependent transferase. Bases 17 to 1339 code for a protein of 440 amino acids. NCBI's taxonomy places the organism in Eukaryota, Fungi, Basidiomycota, Wallemiomycetes, Wallemiales, Wallemiaceae. The transcript has 2 exons. The record is from RefSeq and is a predicted model, not a curated record. Gene Ontology annotation, molecular function: transaminase activity; pyridoxal phosphate binding. Gene Ontology annotation, biological process: biosynthetic process.